AUGCUCUUUGCGAUUGACAUUGACCCGGGGCUGCAGGAUCUGACUGCAUGGCUGCUGAAGGUUCACGACGACUACGAGGACGAAAAAAACGGAUCCACUCCGGACGGCGGCGGUCCUGCGCCCGCCAGCGGGAACACCAUCUCAGACAGUGACUCCGUGGAUGUGGGGGAGAUGCCAACGGUGACUCCGUGGCAGUCUGGGUUUGCGGCGGGUAUCGAGAUAAUGGGUCGUGUGCAGUUGCCAUUGGAGCGUCACGGUUUGGUUACCUUGGAGUUGCGGGACUUGGAUUUAAAGGUGAAAGGUUUGGGAGGGACGACGGUGAUGUUGUCAGGGUUCGUGGAUACGUUGAAUCUGAAUGCGAUUCCACCGGUCAGCAAUCGCGUGAAUUUCGAGUGGCCGCGGCUGGCGGAUUACCCAGCGUUGUGGGAGGCCUUCCGGCCGUAUACGCCUGUGCGGCGGUUGUCGGAAGUGACGUUGAAUGACGCGUUACUUUCGUUGCCAGGUGCCUACGACGCAGUUAUAGCCUGUUGCCUGUCGACUAAGGCGGCGUUGAACAUGGUGGGAAGCGAAAAGACAUGGGCUUUGUUGCUGGAUUAUGUCGAAAAUUGUCCGGCGCGAUGUCUUGUACGGCAUGAAGUCGAGCGGCGGCGAGACCAGUUCUAUGUGCGUUUCGGCGAGCCCGGCGCCGACGUGGGAGGCCGCAUGUUCGUGCUGCACGACCCUGAGGAGGCGGACGGGGCGCUGCACGUGGCGCUGCUCUUCACAGGACGCGAGGUUGCGCCGCAUGUUUGCUGGAUCAGUUUGCCCGCGCGUGACCCCGUCUCCGGACAGCCGACUGACCUCGAACAGAGCACGGCCGCCUCGGUCUACGAUGCCCUCGUCUACACCUUGAGUGCGACUGACGAGGUGGUCUUCUACGCUGGCGGGCGCAGUCAGGGUCAAGCGCGUUUAUUGGUACAACACACCCCGCGUCGGGCGCCGCUUAAUGAUGUCGAUCGUGACCCCUUUUUCUGCGACGCAAUGGAUCGUUUCUGCGAUGCCGUCGCCGCUAGUUUGCGACCAGCGUUGUUUAACGGCUUGCCGGCGGCAGCGCUGAAGGAGGCUCAGAUGGGAUUCACCCGUCACCGACGGGUGCGGGAGGAGGUUCUAAGUGAAGAAGACUUGUUCCGCACACGUGCGGAAGGCAUUCUACGGUUCCACUAUGCGCCCACAACUAUCCCGCUCGUCUACUCCGUCUGUCGCCGGGCGGGCUACGCAGCUCUACUCAAAUUGGACGCACCCACUCUUGCUAGACCUGAGCUGCGCGACCUCGCGAUCUUCGAACCCGGUCCUGAGCCUAGUCUGCGCUAUUUGCCUAAACGCCGGCCUUGCCUCACCGAUUCAGAACCCGAAACUGAAAACUGGCUCGGGGCGGCGGGGGUGGGGGUGGAGGAUGCCCCCCCGGGUUGGGCCGGAGACGACGGUUGGGCUGGAGCGAUUUCGGUCGAGGAGUUGCGCGAGAGUGCUCGCAAAGAAGCCCUUGCACGCGCCCGGUUGGGUGCCGAAGCGACGUUGGACAGAGGCGCGGCGCCGGCGACGGUCGUGGACGUGGUGGUGGAUGGGGUGGUGAAUGCGCAGUGUUGCAUCGUGAGUGGCUUGGAAGACGGCACGGCGGGCGAGCCGUGCGUGUUCAUGGUUACGGUCAUGGAUGCUGCGAACCGUGUGGUGUUGUCGGAUCGUGUGCAGAUCGUGUUGGUCUUUCUCUUGCUCUCGACGGGUGUGGAAGCGGCCAUGCGCGAUCCGUCGCAGCGAUUGUCCUGGGUGCGUGAGUACGAGCUAUUGAGUGACGCCGGUGUGUUGGGCGAACGCACGUUGUCGGUGAACAAGUGCGAGCCGUAUCGCGAUGUGCGUUGGAGCUGUCAGUACGUGCAGCAGGGCCAGUACGUGGUGCGUGCGACGGUGCAAGACCCAGGCGCAUAUGCGUUGCACGUAAAAGCGAAUGGACUCGACGUGGUGGGAUCACCCUUCAAACUCUUCUUCCGCUCGGCUGCACCUGACCCCGGCGCCUCGCUUGUCGAAGGACUGGGGACCCUCGCCCAGGCUUGCUUUGCGCCCGAUGUGCACCAAGCCGUCCGCCGCUGCCUGCGCAACUGGCGCGAAGCACGAGACCAUAAACUCUCUCCCGCUCUUUAUCGCAAAUUCAAGGCCGACUACCUCGCCGUCCGUCCCGACCGUAUCAACACUCUCCGUCCCGUCCUCCGCGACCGUCGCGGCGUACAAGUCAGUCGCGAGUACUAUCGCACCAGCCUCCUAGACGUCUACCUCAGCAGCAACGCCACUCUUCUCGCCCCGGACGACGGAUCGGACACGCGCCCGGGCACCAUGCGGGACUCGAACGCGGGACUGCCGGAUAAGGAAAACACAGGCGCGAAGGCGGAUAACGGGAGCGCCAAGGCGGACAACGGGGGCACGGGGGUGGGGGCGAAUUCCGGUGCCGGCAGCGGACAGUUGUGCAUCGAUCCGACGGCGGUGGUGCGGUUCAAGGUGGAAUUGUCGCUGCAGCAGUUGGAGUUGCUGAACAGCUGGCGGACGUGCGAGGACGUGGACCUGCCUAAGUUGGGGCAGUUGGAGUCGGUGACGGUGGACGUGCGGCUGAACGGGCACUCGAUCGGGAACUGUCCGGCGUUUGUGCGUGUGAAGAACGUGGAGAGGUUAUUGCAGUGGUACGUAUCGUGCAAGCCGUACCUAGUGUUGUUAGCGGAGGUGGGUGAGCGGCCGGGGGCAGAGGUGGGUGCGCGGGCUGCGUUAGGUUCACAUUUGGAGCGACUGGCGACCUUGGCGGCGCCGGGUCGAGUGGCAGCGGACGCAAGUGCGUGGCAGCGCGAGUGGCUGGCGUUGCGUACGGCGGUACGCGGUGGUGCAGGAGCAGCGGCGGCGGCGGAGCGAGCGGGCGCCGCGGCCGCAUUGCCGAUGGACGGGCGUAGCGAAGUGGCGUUGGCACACCUGUUCAUCAAUGCGAUGGUCAUUACCUUGGCGGAGGAGGAAGGUAGCGAUUCCGCGGCUGCUGGCACCCCCACUCGUGGCCCUGACGAGGCGGAGAGAUCUGCCGUAGCGACUACUACCGCCACAGAAGCACUCGUCGGACCCAGGGAGGACAGAGGACGCCGAAAUUCGACUGCCACGGAGUAUACUGCGGUUGUUGGCCUUUCCCCGGAAACAGCUACUGACGACUUUCGGACGACGAUUGAGCCCGCCGUGAACGUGGUUGCAAUGACGAUUCGCGAGUGGUACAGUACCAUCGUGGAACCCGCCCGCACCGUGAACACACCACCGGUUAUCACGUGA
Messenger RNA from Gregarina niphandrodes, 3324 nucleotides. RefSeq names its product filamin/ABP280 repeat protein. Bases 1 to 3324 code for a protein of 1107 amino acids. The record is from RefSeq and is a predicted model, not a curated record. Lineage: Eukaryota; Apicomplexa; Conoidasida; Eugregarinorida; Gregarinidae. The transcript has a single exon.